UAGCUGUCCUCUUUCCCUCGAGCCUCCCAGCGCCUCGCUGCCCCGCGCCCACCCCAGGGUCCCAGCGCCCCUCCGCCGCCGCCUCGGGACCCGGAGGAGCGGCCCGAGCCCUCGCCGCCCNGCCAGGCCCGGCUCGCCGCAGCGCGGGCGCCAGUGCGCAGCCCGGAGCCCGAGCCGGAUCGCGGGCUCGGAGCGAACCCGAUCCGACCGCCGCCCCCAGCCAGACGCCAUGCUGCCGCUCCUGCUGGGCCUGCUGGGCCUGGCCGCCUGCUGGGCCCUGGGCCCAGCUCCAGGCUCCACAGAGCUGCGCUCGGCCUUCUCCGCCGCACGCACCACGUCGCUGGAGGGCACGUCGGAGAUGCCGGUGACCUUCGACAAGGUGUACGUGAACAUCGGGGGCGACUUCGAUGCGGCCAAGGGGCAGUUCCGCUGCCGCGUGCCCGGCGCCUACUUCUUCUCCUUCACGGCCGGCAAGGCCCCGCACAAAAGCCUGUCGGUGAUGCUGGUGCGCAACCGCGACGAGGUGCAGGCGCUGGCCUUCGACGAGCAGCGGCGGCCCGGCGCUCGGCGCGCCGCCAGCCAGAGCGCCAUGCUGCAGCUCGACUACGGCGACACGGUGUGGCUGCGGCUGCAUGGCGCCCCGCAAUACGCGCUGGGCGCGCCCGGCGCCACCUUCAGCGGCUACCUGGUGUACGCCGACGCCGACGCGCCUGCGCGCGGUCUGCCCGCGCCCUCCGAGCCGCGCUCGGCGUUCUCGGCGGCGCGCACGCGCAGCCUGGUGGGUUCCGACGCGGGCCCGGGGCCGCGGCACCGGCCGCUGGCCUUCGACACCGAGCUUGUCAACAUUGGCGGUGACUUCGACGCGGCAGCCGGCGUGUUCCGCUGCCGCCUGCCCGGCGCCUACUUCUUCUCCUUCACAAUGGGCAAGCUGCCGCACAAGACGCUGUCGGUGAAGCUGAUGAAGAACCGCGACGAAGUGCAGGCCAUGAUUUACGACGACGGAGCAUCGCGCCGCCGCGAGAUGCAGAGCCAGAGUGUGAUGCUGGCACUGCGGCGCGGCGACGCCGUGUGGCUGCUCAGCCACGACCACGAUGGCUAUGGAGCCUACAGCAACCACGGCAAGUACAUCACCUUCUCCGGCUUCCUCGUGUACCCCGACCUCAUCCCCGCCAGCCCUCCGGGCCUUGGGCCCCUAGAGCUCUGAGCUUCCACCCGGAGAGGAGGCCGGGGGCGUGCAUGCCGAGCCGGGGCCCGUGGCCCGAACACCCCGCCGGCGCGAGCAUGACGGCCCGCCCAGUGCGGCUGGACGCUGCCAAUAAAGUGGGCCUGCGCCGGCGCCUAUGUUC
Hipposideros armiger (great roundleaf bat) is the source of this 1346-nucleotide messenger RNA. It is a transcript of the gene C1QTNF4, whose product is annotated as C1q and TNF related 4. The transcript is spliced from 3 exons. Gene Ontology annotation, molecular function: protein binding. The record is from RefSeq and is a predicted model, not a curated record. Lineage: Eukaryota; Metazoa; Chordata; Mammalia; Chiroptera; Hipposideridae. Bases 230 to 1204 code for a protein of 324 amino acids.